AUGAUGGAUGUGGAUAUUUCUCAUGCUUUCAGACGACCCGGAAACAAACGUCAGAUUUCGACGGAUGCUUUCCAGACGAUAUCUUGGACUCUCUCAUUUGUUGGGCUGAAAACCCGUCUGACUGUGACGCCCAGAGCAAACGUGUCCGUAAUUGUUUCGUCCGGCAACCGAGAAAAAUUGGGAACGGCUAGCCUGGUGCACCAUGUUAUGCUGGAAUACAGGGAGCGGAAAGAGCAUUGUGUCGGUAAAGGGUCGUCCUGCUUCUGUUUUUCAUCUAAUUUUAUCCCGAGAUCCAUCAUGUCGGACACUGCUGCAUUUUUCGCCAACAAGAAGAAGAAGAAAAAGGCCUUCAAGUUCAACGCAAACUUGGUCGACGCAUCCUCCGUUGCAGCGACAGCUCAUAUAGACGCUCCUGCACUUUCUACCGAUCACGAUCCGAACGAUGCUCCGGCGCACCGCGCUUCGGAAGCAUCCUCGGCCUCGGCUCCGGCAGCCGCGGCGGAGCAGUGGGAUGACGAAGCACUCGCAGUAUCUAUCGGUACUCGCAAAGCGAGUACGGCGGCCGCAUCCACCAGUGGUGCCGAAGUCCUCGACAUGAAAUCGCUCGAAAUAUCCCGCAAGGACGACCACAAUAUUGCCGAAAAGCUGCGUGUCCAGGAAACCAAGGCACAGCUGGCAGCGGCACGGGAAGGUAUGGAGCGACAGGCAGCGAAAUUGAAAGAGGAAAAGGAAAUGAAAGAAGCGAAAAAAACGGCGGUGGCCCCGCGAUUUACCGCUGCGGCUGGCCGCAGUGGCGGUACCUGGGUAGCACCCCACUUACGUGCCGGUGCGGGUGGCUCAUUGGCGCGACGACUUGGCGGGUCCACCGGGGUAUUAGGUCAAAAGCUAGAUGUUCAAGAUGAGCAACUCUUUCCAGACUUGGCAGCGGCAGGAAAAAUUCUGGAGCAAAAGGAAAAAGAGCAACAACACUUAAAGGCGCCGAAGAAAACGCCUGUUGGUGGAGGCGCCACUUGGGCUUCAAAGAAAGCGCUGCCGAAGAAGGAAGAGAGUAAGGACGAUCCAGGAUCUCACAGUCAAUCAAAUUCAGAAGUACCGGAGCCCCAAGUCAAGCCUGUCCCUACUGCAACUCCAGUUGUGAAGCCCGUGGUGUCGAAGCCAACAAAGGAGAAAAAGAAGAAGAAAGACUUGUCAACUUUCAAACCUACUUCUUCCUAA
Phaeodactylum tricornutum CCAP 1055/1 is the source of this 1215-nucleotide messenger RNA. RefSeq lists its product with no specific name. Bases 1 to 1215 code for a protein of 404 amino acids. The record is from RefSeq and is a predicted model, not a curated record. The transcript is spliced from 2 exons. NCBI's taxonomy places the organism in Eukaryota, Bacillariophyta, Bacillariophyceae, Surirellales, Neidiaceae.